AUAAAAUGAAACUGAAAGUUCGGCCACCGUCCACGCCUUAGCCUAAUUAAUAAUGUCAGAAAGAGGCAGGUUCCAUCUCUCAGAAGCGACAGACCUGGUAUUGAGGCCUGUAAUAAAUAAAGGAACCACAGAGAAUAUAACUAGUCUGCGCACAGAAAUAAGACAGACGAGUGUUGGUGCGCGAGGGAACUAUAGCACAGUGUGCACGUGUAUUUAUACUUGGAUUCAGUUUUUGUAAUUCGGUAUUCGCAUAAUUGUCAGUGGAUAUUUAACUUGAAUUACACGUUUCUUUCACCAUCAUCGACGCUAUCUUAAUUUCUUUUAAUUACCGGGAUGUUGCUUUUAAUGGAUUCUAAAUCGCAGAGUCAAGCGUCUUUUUCUGAGGAUGAAAAUUUACACUUUGUAUCAGCACUGCAGGUAGAAGAAUCACCGGACUCAUUCAGGAAAUGCAGGCGCAGAGAAAACAACCGGGCGGCAGCGCAGAGAAGCAGAAAGAAGCAGACGGAACGAGCGGACGAGCUGCACAAGGAGCUGCAGUCGCUGGAACAUUCCAAUGCGGCGUAUGAAAAAGAGAUAGCAAGCCUCCGACAGGAGAUUGAGAAGUACGCAGCUGCCCUGCAGCAGCAUGAGCCACACUGCUCCCUCCAUACGUUCCACCACCUGGAAAUUCCCCCUCACUCCUCCACUUCUCCUGCAGCCCCCACCCUCGCCUCUAAUCUCGCCCCCGUCCCUGCCAGCCCCCCAACUCCAGAGCUCCAAGACUCUACAGUUUGGUCUGAUAUCUUGGCGUCCAUCCUCUAGGGUAUAACAGAGACGUGUUGUGAGUGUCACAAAGGUUGAGGGGUCCUCAACGGGGAAGACAUGAAGUUCACAGGUUCAAGGUGAGAAGAUGUGGAGCGGGAGAGGAGCCCAUCGACAGAGACUGGGCAGCCCUGUGACAGCUACCUCAGGUUUUUUUUAGCAACAUCAUCAACACCAGCAAGCAUAUGGGAAAACUCAGUCCGAGUCCUUUUGUCAAAACACUGAAUUUUGAUUAUGGACAUUGCUAACCAGUCUGCUGCUAUGAAGAAAUAUUUUUAAUUAUGAUAUGCUGUGCAAGAAUACAGCAGUUAAUAUUGUGCAUUUUAUUAUAGUGUCAGUGUGUAUUACGUAGUGUGCAUAUAUAGGUGUUUUUUCUGUGUAUUUAUAUAAACUCAGUUGUUACUUUAUUAGGUAGCCGUACAUUGUACCGGGUUGGGCUCACUCUUGCUUGUCUUCAUAAUCUUCUUGUUAGCUUUCACCAACCUAGAUAAUCUCCUACGGACCUCUUUCAGUAGCCAGGCCUUUUCCACAAACGAAUUACUGAUAAGCAGCGGGCAGUUUGAGUUAAUGAGAAGGUCUACCUCAUAAAUAGCCAACUGAGUGUUUAUGACUUCAGAUGCGUGAUUUCAUUGUAGGCUACAAUUAAAAAAAUAUUUAUAGACAGGAAAGACCAAGGUAUGGUAUGGAGGUGCUGAGAACAGUGAUCGAUCGCAGUAUAUCUGUAAUAUAACAAACGCAGCUGGUUCAGCAGUUAGAACUAACAGUUAGAACAAUUAAUGUAUUGUAUUGAGCAUUUGAGGGCUCAGUGGGGAGUGCAGUGGCAUCUGUAGCCCACUGCAGGAUGCUUUUGCUCUCUAUCUGGCUCUGUAUAUAUGGAGUUUGCGUGUGGUUACUGUGUAUGUGUGGAUGUGUUCCUGGUAUUUCCGCUUCCUCCCACAGUCCAGAAAUGUGUGGUUUGGUGAAUUUAUGUCUUUAAAUUGCUGGGUGUGUGCAUCACGAUCGAAUGGCGUCCUUCCCGGGGUUCUCCUCUGCCUUGUACUGACCUUGUACUGGAUUAACGGUAUGGAACAUAGAUGUUAUUGUUUUCCCACUUGGGGUCGAUUUGGAUGCAUGACAUUGUACACUAAGGCCAUUAAAAUAAUGGUUAAUGUGACAAUUUCCAUUUUAUUGUAUACAAUAUUUUUUUUUUACUACAUUCUUUUGUAAGAACAGAAAUAAAGUGUGUAUUAUUUUAAUGGACUGAAAUCCACAAUGACCUAAUGGACUAUAAGGCCAUAAUGGAUGCAUAGGUUAUUGAAGUACAAUUUCAUCAAAACAUCAUAAAUUACAUGCUUGCACUGCUGUUACAAAAAAUCUUGGGACAAAUCAUUAAAAAAAAACCCUGUGCAUUCCUCAAAACGGCAAUCGGUUCGCAACAAAUCCUGUAGAAGACGUUACAUCUAAGUAGAGAGAAUAUACUUCAGCCUGCAGCAUCAUCUUUCUUUCAGAUUUAUAUAUUUCGCUUGUGUGAGAUAUUGAGCGGUUUGAUUGUCUAAAUUACACCUUGAAGUAAAGCGUCUUAUCCUGCCACAGAACUGUUUGUUCUUACCGCUAGGGGGCAAGUAGAGGUUUCAAAUAACCUCUAAUCUACCCUAAUUCUCGAUUAGUUAUUUUCUAAACAGCUAUGUGGAAAGCAGUCCCUAAUUAACUACGGCCAUAGUAUAACUACAAAAACUAUAACUCGCAAUAUGCAAAAAAUUAAACAUUGUUAUAAAGUGCAAGCAGAAACUGGUAUAUUGAAUUCAAACCCAGGAUACAUUUGAGCCCUUUGUACAGGACGCAUGUUUAUGAUUUGAAUUAAAUGAAUUUGAAUUUCUGAAGAUAAAACCUAUUUAAGCGAAUGCACGCACAGCAAAUAUAUCGAUUCACGCUAGACCA
This is a messenger RNA of Paramormyrops kingsleyae, 2718 nucleotides long. RefSeq names its product basic leucine zipper ATF-like transcription factor 2 (gene batf2). Gene Ontology annotation, cellular component: nucleus. NCBI's taxonomy places the organism in Eukaryota, Metazoa, Chordata, Actinopteri, Osteoglossiformes, Mormyridae. Gene Ontology annotation, molecular function: DNA-binding transcription factor activity, RNA polymerase II-specific; RNA polymerase II cis-regulatory region sequence-specific DNA binding. The record is from RefSeq and is a predicted model, not a curated record. Gene Ontology annotation, biological process: regulation of transcription by RNA polymerase II.